Molecule: messenger RNA, 1338 nt
Organism: Trichomonas vaginalis G3
Lineage: Eukaryota; Parabasalia; Trichomonadida; Trichomonadidae
Exons: 1
Coding region: 1-1338 (445 amino acids)
Source: RefSeq, a predicted model, not a curated record
AUGAAUGUUUCUUUUUCUUCUUUAGUUUUAUCCAAAUUUGGAGUGCCAUUCUAUGCCUCAUCAGAGACAACUAAGUUUAGAACGGCAUCCUUUACAUCUUGCAAGUUUUCCAAGUUUUGGAAUCCUUCGUUAUACAUUUCAGAUGUAAAUAAUAGACUCAAUUGCAUUAAAACAGAUUUCCGACAUUCCCUAACAUCAUCAGUAGUAUUUUCCGAUAAAAACGCUGUUGUUAAUAAUACAGAUGCAAUUUAUUAUACAGGAAAGAAAUUCUUUUACGAUUCAGGACCCAAUAUUUUCUACAAGUGCACAUUUGCCGACUGCAAUGCAAAUGGAAAAGGCCACCACUUUGAUUCUGGCGGUGCUGUUCAAGCUUUGUUUUCCAACAAAGAUGUUAUGGCUCCAAUCUUUUAUUUGAAGCUUGAAGAAUGCGGAUUUUUCAACUGCACAGCCAAAAACUGUGGUGGAGCUAUCUGUGUUCAUACAGUUAAAAUUCAAUCUAAUUUUUGUUUGUUUAAGAACUGCUCUUCGCCAAAUGGCGGAGGCUUUUAUGCAAACAAUUGCUCAGAAGAAAUACUUUACACUAAUCAUACCUUUAUUUCUGGCUUAUCAGUCAGAAAAUCUGUUGAUCGCUUGUUUGGUUUUGCAUUUACAGAAUCAAAAGUGUAUCUAAACCACAUGAAUUUUAGUAGAAUUAAGGAAGCCAAGCUCCACGGCCCUCUAAUUUCAGGAAUUGACGUUCCAUACUUCCAUUAUCAGUUUUCAUAUAUUGAUCAUUCGAAAGGGAAGUCACUAAUAUUCAUACAAAAUAGUAAUUCAAAGGAAAUGAUCUUCCAGUACGCUCUUUUCAAGAUUUGCGAAGCAUCAGAAGGAAUAAUGUACGUAAACAUUACAUCCAAGCCAUUAAAAUGCCGCGAUAUGUACUUUAUAAGAUGUAAUGGCCAGUUUUUCAGCUCAAAUGACACAACUCUUUUCAUUAUAGACAAUUGUUUUGUUAAUCAUCCAAGUUUGAUGAAUGACGAUGAAGCUACUCAGGUCAAAAAUGUUGUACGUAACUACACGAACUUCAAAGUCGGCACUCCGAACUUCAACGUCUCUUAUCCAAGAAUUUCAGACUGGUACUACGUAAUGGCUCACGAUAGAAACAUGUUUACGGUAUCUAAGCCAUUCACACCAACAGUUACUUUCUUGCCAACCAAUCCAUUCACUCCUUCUUGCACUUUGUCUGGAAUUAUGUUUGUGAGAAACGGAAUGAAGUGGUAUGAAUUCAGAAAAUCAGUUCACACUGUUACAACUGUGAACCUUCAAUCUUUGUUUACUGAUACUGAUGACAUUUUAUAA